UGCGCAGAAAGAGAAAGGCGGAAAUGGUUGGUGAUCUGACAGAAGCACAGCGACAAUGGACGCUGCACUGCCUUAAGACACAAAGAGACACUACAGUCUCAUCUCUGUAACGCGAGUGAGAUUUACUAAUGCCUUGAACAUGGGGAACGUUUGCCGAACAGCAGCGAUAGCUUUAUGCCUCUGGAGUGUCUUUAUGCACUUCAGUCGUCUGUCAGCUCUUGGGGUCAAUGAACUGCUGUAUUUCCGGGUCAUCAGUCCAGAGGAGAUAGGCUACCUCUUCAGUGCUGCACCUGCUAAAGACUUUGGAGGCACUUUUACGUCAUUUUACGAUGAGAUUUUUCUCGUGCCAGCAGACCCUGCAGAUGGAUGCUCAGAGUUGACGGACAGAGAGAUCCUUCAAGGACAAGUGAUCCUGGUGGAAAGGGGAGGUUGCUCCUUUGUACAAAAAGCCCGAAAUGUAGAGGAAGCGGGAGGAAAAGCAGUUCUUAUUGCUGAUAACGCAGAGGACAACGACAGUCAGUACCUUGACAUGGUCACUGAUGGAAGCACUGCCAAACCAAGCAUACCUGCUCUUUUCUUGCUAGGACGGGAUGGGAUGAUGAUCAGAAGAUCUCUUCAGAGACAAGCACUGCCUUGGGCUGUCAUUUCAAUUCCUGUCAAUGUUUCUGCUUUGGCCUCGUUUCCAUUCAAGCAGCCUCCUUGGACACUUUGGUAGAAAUGACUCACUCACAAAUUCAUCCAAUAAACAGUUUCUAUCACUGGUGCAUAUCAUGUAAAUUGCAACUAAAUCUGAAGCCUCACAAGGACAUUUCUGAUUAUGGUUGGCACGUGCACCUGCGCUAAGUCACUAAGUCUAACAUAUAGAAUGAUUGCACUCAGAGCCUGUAGAGUAUGAGAGACACUUCUUUAGCCGCUGAACCUGGAACAAAUCAUCAAAAAACAAACGAAACCUGCAUGCUCAUUCUCAGUGCUCAGCUAAACUUGUGUGUCCAGGAAAGCAGUCUCCAGGAACGUGUGUUCAGAUGAUUUGUCUGUCAUUUUGGUUACGAAACUGUGAGAAAAUGUUGAGAAACAGGAAUGAGCUUCCUUCUGUUUUAUCAAAUAGUCGAAACUGCGGGGGGAAAAACCAGGCCAUGACAUUCCUGUUUAUGUGCAUCAGCUCGUAACAGCGUGGUUGUCUCGUGUGAAUGGAAAUGUUUUUUUUCUCAUCAUGGAUAAGUAGAAACUUGAAUUUAAAAAGGAAAAACUGACUUGUUUGAUAUUUUAGUGCCUUUUGUUUUAGUUAGUUCACUGACACAUUUGUUUGUAGUUUCGGUAAACAGGACUAAUGAAAAUUAAUAAAAAGCAUGAGAUGCCACGGAUAGCCUUGCUGAAAAUAAUAAUAGACAUUGUGAUGAUAUUGCAAAGACAUUUUAAUCUGCACAGAGUUAACUGGAAGGCAGCUAUUGUAAAGCUCUAAAGAGAGCUUUGACUGUUCUGGAAACACCAUGUCAGAGUUCACCCUAGUGAAAAUAAUUGCCACUACAUUAUCCUGUAUUUUAUUUUUGAGAAUGUCCUGAUUUGAAUAGUCUUUGUAAAUAAAGUUGUAUGUUUAAGGUUGUAAAGAUUUUAUUUGUUGGCCAGAAGCUAAAUACCAACAGUAAUUUGGGAUGAAAAGUUUUGCCUAGUCAGCUUAAAGUAAAGGUGCUCUAGUUCAGCAAAUAGUUACAGCGCUCUGGACAAUGUAGCAAAGCAGCACUCCAGGUCAGUUAAGAAAUAAUACUCCCUUGUUGUGUAUCUAAUGAAAUUCCACAUACAACCGCAGUGGCCAUGGUGACAAAAAUAAAAAUCCUUGGACCACCAAAAUUCAGCACUCAGGGGGAAAAGGGUAUUUUGUCAAACCAGAGAUGAUGGUAAGGAUGUGUGAGCUGUACGACUGACACCCAUGUGGAAAAAAAGUCUGUGCAAUGGGCUGGAUGUAUGAACACAUAAUGACUCAGACUCACACUGAUGACAGGCCCAAGGCCUGUUUUGGCCCGCCCUGAUGAGUUUACAGGCCGCAAAGAAUCUGCACAGGCGCCACUCCAUCAGCCACUGACGCCCCAUGUUUAUUAAAUGGGAUAAGCUGGCGACAGUUUUGCGGCUGGUGUACUAAACAAUACGGUAGUUUAGAAACAAAGACGCAGUUGAUUCAUUUCAAUAAUAGUCAGCAUUCUACCAAAAACUCCUCUACUAGAAGUUGCUGGGGGCUUUGUGAGGUCCUGAUGGACAGACUCAGAUGGAGUACAUUUAUCUGAAGGAGAACUGCUUUAUUAUAAACUAUCCUGGCCAUAUGAAGCAGAAAUUGGUGUGUAACGCCUGACCUGUACUAUAAAUAAAUGAUGGAAAUAAUAAUGAUUUAAAAAAUCCAUCAGAUCAGGCUGUGUUUAGGAAGAAAUGCAUAAAUACCAGCAGUGCUAUUUCUGCAGGGUGUGUGAAACUGUAGACACUUGUGUGUUACAUGUUGAGACAUUCACACAUGAAUCUAAAUCACUAACUAGGCCCUACCUGCAUUUUUAUUGACGUAUGGUAUCUGUGGUAUAUGAAAUGGUAGCGACUGUGUUACCGAUUAUGCGCUGAUCUCUGUAUAGACUGUAAACGCUGCAAACUACUCGGCUCACUGUAAACAGCAGCUUGCCUGCAUGUAAAACAAGAAGGCUUGUGUCAGGAUUCCCCUCGUUCCUCACGUUCCCUUCAGUUCGGUUCAGCCAAAGAUUUUGGCAUUGGACUCAGCUUUGAUUCAUCCACGCGUCACAGUUACGCACUCUGAUAACAUCGCCCCGUCUUAUUUCAAAUAAAUGAAUGCUCCAGCUAUCACAACCAACAACCCAAAUUAGGUCAUGCUUUUUUUUUUCAGUAUUAAAUUUGGCAUCAAACUGUGUGACGCAUGAUUAAUUGAAAUCCUCUCCUCCCAAAGUUCGUAUAUCCGAUGACUGAUAUGUUCCUGUUCAUUUUCACUUGUGCAGCCACCGCCAAGACCGUACAUGCUGAGUGGAGUCGUUGUUGGCCUUGUUAUAUUUAUUACUUAAUGGUACUCACCUUUACAGGAAAAGAGCAGACUGUAUAGGGGAGUAUUGUAGACCAUUUAAAUAAGCGUUGACCGCAUCAGUAUUUUUAAGGCACACUAAUAAAUGAGCGGCACAGUGUUUCAUGUGCAUUUGUAUAGCUUGGUAAAGGGGUAGUAUAUACCUUCAGUAUAGACUGCUAUGCUAGUUAUUUAUACAGUUAUUCUAGUGACACUAUAAAUGUGCCACUAGAAUAACUUCAUUGAGAUUCUGGAACUCGGUUUGGCCAGAAUUUUUCUCUAAAAUCUUCUCACAUUUGAUGUGGAAGGUACUUUUUUGUUUUAUUUGUCGCCCAAAUAAAGUUUCUUUUAAGUUUCCCCUCGAACAAAAUCCCCUUUUCCCUUUCAGUCAAUGUUGUCUUUGUUAAAUUUGGCGCUAUUUGGUUAAGCAAAUCGGUCGCACGUACUCGCCUGCACAUACACGUUUGAACUGUUAUUUGUUUCUAAAUGUUACAGUUUUUUUUAUGGUAUUCACAGUGUUAAAGCCUAAGUUUUAGUUGACCUUAAGAUGUGCAGCUGAACACAGACAUUUGUUACCGCCUGUGUAUUAAGGUUAUUCCUAACUGCGUAAAUUGCGCACAACACUUUUUACACGUAAUUCUGGGUAUUAAAAUGAUCUGAAUAUUCAUCCAUUGUCUUCAGUUUAUCCUUUUCGGGAUGGGGGCUGGAAGCCUAUUCCAGCUAUCACAGGGCAGACAACCAUUCCUACUCACAUUCACGGCAAUUUAGAAUUACCAAUUAACCUAACCUCACUAACUGCAUGUCUUUGGACUGUAGGAAGACCCCGGAGUACCCGGAAAGAACAAGCAAACUCCGCAGAGGAAGCCCCCGGCCAGGUGGUGAAUUCGAACUCUUGCUGUGAGGCAACAGUGCUAACCACCGUGGUCUGAACUUUAGCCCCUGUUAAUUAUUGCAUUUUGACAGUGAUUUCGGUGUAGUAUAUUACAGGUUAGUGAGCAGAAGAACGACAAGCUACGUGAAAGUGAUGUGUUGCGUUGGAGAGCUGUAUGACGACACUUCUGUCUAUUAUGGACUAAAAAUCUGAGACACUACAAAUCCAUCGACUCGCUUAAAAAAAGUAUCUUGUUUGUUUGCGUGAGGUUUGUAUUGCGGCUCUCCUGCAGGCUCUCAAAUUGGAAUUUAAAUACGUAUUUAAUGAGGUCAACUUAAAAAAAAAAAACAAACAAAAAACCGUCCGCACAAGUCGACUUUAAUAUAAGUGUCUUUAAUAAGCCUACAGAAAGCACAAGGGCAAUGUGCACAUUUACGCAUAUGGCACAGAAACGGUGUCUUCCCUACCUUAGAUAGCACUCAAGGUCAGACGUUUUGUGUUUUUCUACACAUUGUACAAACCAGCUGUUAAAUACAAAUUUUGGGUUAAUUCGAUGGAGUAGUUUGUAAUAAUGGAGCUCUCCUCUGGAUAAAUCCAGAGUCUCUACCAGACAAGUUCAUCCCCUGCAGAAAACCAUAUUGAUUUUCUUCUGCCUCUUCUUAUUUAUCUUAACUGCUACAUCGUUUUUAGAGAGAAAGACGUAAAGAAAUUAUUGAAAUUAACUGUUAGUAGAGCACACAAAGACCUUUUUGCUCCACCUUAAAAAAAAGUAUCAUCACGCUAAUUUUGCCCUGAAGCUUUCAGUCGCAAAAUUGACUCUAUUCCUCUUCUUAAACUCCAGCAGGAGCUCACUUGAUGCCAAAAGAGGGUUUGGGGUUGGCGCAGACCUUUGCUAUAUCAGACCCUUAAUAUUAUGAUAACAACUGUAAAACAGUUUGUCUUUAUUAAUGUUAUUGCAUUAAAUACUAUUAAAGUGGCAAAUGAAAUUCAAGCGAUUAAGCUAAAUGUGCAGAUUUUAUUUCCUCUGUUUGAGGAGAAAAAAAAGAAGUGUCAGGAAGUCGCAUCAGUGGGUCCCGGCAACACCUGUUGACACACGACUUCAUAGGAAAAGACCGACUCUGAAGGAAAGAGAAUUUAAAUGAGUACUGACUGCAUCAUCUGGAUUAAAAAAACAACAGAGGCAAAAUGAUAAAUGAGCUGCACAUUGUGUCAGUUACCUCCUGCUGCAUUUAGGGCACACUUUACCCCACACAGUCUUUAUCGCGGCAUCUCUCAGAGCCGGACUCCCCCAGAUGUACACAGAUGGUGUGAACAAGGCAUUAAAACGAGCCAUGAUGGCGAAAAAAUUGGUGGCCUCAUUUCUAAAAUUCAACCCUCCUCCUCUCAUUAAUUUAAUUGUAAUAUUCACAAAAGAUGGAGACCACAAUACCAAGAAGCUUAUGACAACAAAAAUGAUUAUUCUCACAGAUUCCUUCUUGCUUUCUUUCUCGGCGCUGGGAGGAUCUCUUUCAAGCUGGUACCUGACAAUGAGAUACAAUUUCAAUGUCAUGGCCACUUUGACAAGCACUAUGAUUUGAAAAACGAGAAUGGUGGCUAAAUACAUUUGUAAAGCUUGAUAAAGGGGUAGCAUAUUCCCGAUGAUCAAGUGGCCAUAAGUGUAAACCCAGCAGUAAAUAUUAAUGCAUAUCACACGGGGUCUCGUUACGAAGCGGCUGUAGAUAAAUGGGUGGCACACAGCAAAAUAGCGGUCAAAUUGCGCGAACAUAAACGUUAAUACAUUAACGCCUAAAAGGGAAGGUAAAACAGAGUAGGUUCCGUUUCUAGACAAAUAUCCCUCGUCGACAUCGAACAGACCGAGAUAAUACACUGAAAACCCGAUGAGCGUGUCAGCAAUACUAGUGUUUAACAUGAAAAUAAAUCUGUUUUGAAUGCGCAGAGCUCUGGUGGACAAGAUGCCGAUGACUACUGUUCCAGCUGUCGUAACAGUGGUUGUGGCAAAUAAAAUCUGGAAAAUGAAGAUGAAAUAAUCCUCGAGUUUACUGAAGUCAACCGACAGAGGCACAGCCCUGCCCAAAGAUUCUGUCAUGUUGGAGAGGCGCAUUGUUUAUGCACAAGUGGCUUUUGAGAACACUCUUAUGUGCGCAAUGAAGUCACCAGAAUUAAUCUCAUGGGAUGACAAAGGAAUUCUACUCAUGUGUUUUGUUUGUUUUUUGGCCCCUAAAAACUGCCUCAUGCGGAAACCCUCAGAUAUUAUAGCUAAAUCAUUUAUCAGUUAAUUAUAAUAGUUAUUUAUUAGAAGAAUAUAAUGGUUUUAUAGCGAUUUGGCGAGUUUUGGUCCUCAACCUAAUGGAACUGUUGUAAAAGAACAAGCAGAUAAAGUAAUUGAUUAUGUAUGCAGGCUUCCUUAAUGAGCCUAAGUGCAGUGAUGGGCAUUCAUUUUGGAAUGAGUGUCCAGCUAUAGUGAGUGGACAAAUCCCUGCAUUCAUAGUCCGUAUAACGUAACAGAAUUUUAUCGGUGAGCAUUUUGUGACCUCCAUUAUCUGUUUAAGAGGGGGAAGCAUUAAGCCGCUGUUAUGGUUGUUGAGCAUAGUAUAAAUCCCACAUAACAGACCUUUAAAUUAUCUCCUUAAAUCUACACUUGUAGGUAUGUGUAGAUGCAAUUUCGUCUGAAACUCUAAAAGUCAGAGCAGCCUACGUUGGCCCUGACUGGAACCUUUGAUAUUGUGCUUUUACACACCAGCACAUCACAGGCUAUAGAUUUAAUCAGAAGUGACCCACUUACAAUGCAGUCUUGAGAUCCUUUCUCGGGCACCUCAACCCCCACUCACAUCUCCCGUAAUAGAUCACAUGAGAGGGUGAGGUAAGGUCUCACGCUGGUUUCAGUAUAAACCUAGGGUAGCAAUAACCCACAGCUAAAGGACUGCUAACUGCACAAACACGAAGAAGAGUAGGCCACAGACUGGUUGUUUUCAUAUUCAGACCCAAGCUAGGGGCCAGUUGUGUCUGAGGUAAUUAGGCCUAGAUUAUACACUGCUGUGAUCUGAAUGGCGAGCAGUCAUUUCUGUUAUAUUUCUCUGACGUCUGCUUAUACUUUCAUACAUCAUGGGUAAGACUGACUUGAAUAAGCACUGUCUGUGCUCCUCGUGAGCUCUUUUUAAGUUUUGAUGUUUCUCACAAUCCUAUUCACGCAAGAUUUUUAAUCAAUCAGCAUCUUUGCCAGGCUACGCACUGCAGGUUUCUUAAAGGAUUGCAUGCAGACACACUGGUUGCAUAAACAAAAUCCUUCCAUUUUUGUAGUCAGACCUUUGAUUGAUUGAUUAUUAAUUUAUUUCAAACAUGUAAACAAUAUACAGGUACAUUUAGAAAAGAAAAGAAAAAAUAAGAGAGAGAGAAAAUACUAUAGAAAAGUCAGUACAUUUAAAUAUUGCUACCGUUCUGAUUCAUUUACAUGUUGAACUUUGUUGACCUUUGCAUAUAGAUGUAAAUGCAAUACCACGACUUAAACUUUAGCUGCUGUUUUAUAUUGACUGUGGCCUUGACCUAUUGCAAUCUACUUAAAAAUUAUAUGUGUAUUCAUCAAAAAUAUUACUGGAAUAAGAGUAGAAGAAGUUCUCUCUCUGUGGCCUCUAGAUUCACUUCGUUUCUUGUUUAAUCCAUCUAAGUAUUGAAACAUGUAUUCCUCUAAAUCGCCAGCAGGGGGCAGAUCUCCAGAUUGCAAAUAGACUUUAUCCAGAAGUUCAAGAGAACAUCUUGCCUCAUGCUUUUAUUUCGAAAAUACUUAAACUCGGGUUAUAAUUACGACAUGAAGUUAAUUUCGUAAACUUGAGUCAGGGUUAAUCAGGGCGUAUGAAGUGUCAGUAACAAGUUGUUAAUGAAUCGGCCUGCAGUCUGAUUUUACAGUUAUGUUAUGAAAAUAGGACUAAACUAAUUACCGGUGACAUCACGGCGGCUACUUCGUCCUUUCGUGUGUGACUUAUACUGUGGGCCAGCUGCCACUAGCACUGACGGGAUGUGCACUUAUACCAUCAGCUGCAGCAAAGUCAGAAAACAUUGCUCAUUUAAGAUUUUUCGCUUUGUCGUUAUUCUCUUUUUUUCCUUUUACAUUUUUUUUCUUUUUUCUUUUGCAUUUAGUAUGCUUCUGUAUUUGUUUCGCUGGGGUCAAGUAAAGGAAAGUUUUUAAAAACAAAAGGUUUUAUGUUUUUCAUUUUGUAACCCUGCACCUUCUUUGUCAGCCCAGAAUUUAAUGUAAACUUUAUUACUAGUGUUGGAGCUAAUUAUUCUUUAUUUUUGUUAUUUUCAAAUUUUUAAAGUUUGUUGUUGGUUUACUUAUAUUUUGGGGUUUAUAUAGAGGUUUUUGUAGGUUAAUAUGUGCUUCAUUUUUGUUUUGUUUUGUUGUUUAUCUUGUUAAGUCAGGAAGAACUGUUGGGCCAUUUUCUAUAAGUAAAGGGACUGGUAUAGGACCAGCAUGCACUGGUUUUUGAUCUUUUGUUUAUUGCUAGCCAAACUGGAUAAAUAAACCGCAAAACGCAA
Oreochromis aureus is the source of this 8444-nucleotide messenger RNA. RefSeq names its product protease-associated domain-containing protein 1. The record is from RefSeq and is a predicted model, not a curated record. The coding region runs from base 140 to 715 and encodes 191 amino acids. The transcript is spliced from 5 exons. NCBI's taxonomy places the organism in Eukaryota, Metazoa, Chordata, Actinopteri, Cichliformes, Cichlidae.